AUGGCCAAGUUGGAGGUUGUGGGUUCGAGUCCCCCCGCGACCAAAAAUUGGGUUGGUCGGUGUCGUAUGGCUUGCGGAUCGCUAACGUUAGAAGUCUAUCACACCAAUAUGGCUGCGCAAAUUGUGACGUGGAUCGGGUUAACCCGUGGCUCCAAAUGGUCGCAUUAG
Molecule: messenger RNA, 168 nt
Organism: Plasmopara halstedii
Lineage: Eukaryota; Oomycota; Peronosporomycetes; Peronosporales; Peronosporaceae
Exons: 2
Coding region: 1-168 (55 amino acids)
Source: RefSeq, a predicted model, not a curated record